GCCCACAGGAAUCCAGCAGUGACAUAGAGCCGCCUUUGCGGGCUCCUGAGAUUGAUGUCACAUGUGGGAUGGAGGAGGAAGAGGCUGCCUUGGAGUCUGAUGAUGGAUCCACCACUUCUGGUCAUCUGGAUUCCGCCCCUGCCCAGUCACAGACCCCUCCCCGUGCACACACCCCUGACCAUGGCCACACCUCUGCACACACCCAGAGCCCUUCCCAUCACCAAACCCAUGACCAUGCCCCGACCACUGCCAGCCCUUCCCAUAUUUCAUAUCCUGUCCCUCCCAAAAAACGCCCAUACACCCCCCUUCGCCGCUCUCCCCGUAUUCUGGCCCGUACAGCUGCCCAGACCCAAACUCCCCACUCCCCAGCUGUACGGCCUACCCUGGAGCAGCAGCUCACCACUCCCCAAGCCAUUCCCAUCCCUCCCCGAGCCAAUCCCAUCCCUUCCCCCUGUUUAAACCUUCAUUGUCCUGGGUGUCAGAUUGUCCUUCCCAGGCACAGCUGUAAGUAUCAUUCUAAAUACACUUUAUAAGAUACUUAAAGGUACAGUGAAGUUAAAUUGGUUAAAUUGUGAUUCAA
This is a messenger RNA of Bombina bombina (fire-bellied toad), 580 nucleotides long. RefSeq lists its product as uncharacterized. The transcript has 3 exons. The coding region runs from base 69 to 533 and encodes 154 amino acids. The record is from RefSeq and is a predicted model, not a curated record. NCBI's taxonomy places the organism in Eukaryota, Metazoa, Chordata, Amphibia, Anura, Bombinatoridae.